This is a messenger RNA of Malurus melanocephalus (red-backed fairy wren), 2018 nucleotides long. RefSeq names its product purinergic receptor P2X 1 (gene P2RX1). Lineage: Eukaryota; Metazoa; Chordata; Aves; Passeriformes; Maluridae. Gene Ontology annotation, molecular function: ATP binding; extracellularly ATP-gated monoatomic cation channel activity; purinergic nucleotide receptor activity. The transcript is spliced from 13 exons. Gene Ontology annotation, biological process: response to ATP; monoatomic cation transmembrane transport. The record is from RefSeq and is a predicted model, not a curated record. The coding region runs from base 332 to 1504 and encodes 390 amino acids. Gene Ontology annotation, cellular component: nuclear inner membrane; plasma membrane.
CAAGGGAGCAUCCCUCACAGGCAGAUGGCUUUGUCCUGGUGGCAUGUGAGCUUGGCAGCGGGGUGGCCCUGCACCCUCCCGCACCCUGUCCCACCCCCAGACCAUGUAGGGCACCCGCUGCUCCCAGCCCAGAGCUUAUAGGAAGAGGAAGCCCCAUCCCUGCGCAGAGGAGGAAAUCCGACAGCCCAGAUGUGCACAGAGCCACGCCGAUAGCAUUCAUAUUUUCUUUUUUUUCUCUGCAAACAGAGGAGCUGCCGAAGCGGCGGCGGGCACGGCCCAACCCACGGCGUGGUGAACAGCCAGGAGGCUGCAGCACAGCCCUGGCACAGCCAUGGGGCAGAAGUGCAUGGACAGGGUGUCCUCCUUCCUCUUUGARUAUGACACCCCUCGGAUGGUGCUGGUGAGGAACAAGAAGGUGGGACUGACCUUCCGACUGAUCCAGCUGAUCGUCCUGGCGUACAUCAUCGGGUGGGUGUUCCUCUACGAGAAGGGAUACCAGUCCCAAGACAGCAUCGUCAGCUCGGUCUCGGUGAAGUUGAAAGGGCUGACGCUGACCAACGAGAGCGUCCUGGGSCCACACAUCUGGGAUGUGGUGGACUAUGUUUUCCCUCCCCAGGGGGACAACUCUUUCGUGGUGAUGACCAACUUCAUUGUCACUCCUGGACAGAAACAAGGAACCUGCCCAGAGCUGCCAGAGGCUGGGCUGUGCACAAAGGACAGCGACUGCAGCAAAGGGAAAUACAGCCGUCAGGGACAAGGGCUCAAGACUGGCAAGUGUGUGCACUUCAACAGCACUGUGAAGACCUGUGAGAUCUUUGGCUGGUGCCCUGUUGAAGUUGAUUACCAUGUUCCCAGCCCUGCCCUGCUGUCAGAAGCUGAGAAGUUUACCUUGUUCAUCAAGAACAGUAUCACCUUCCCCAAGUUCAAGGUGUCCAGGCGCAACUUGGUUGAGAGCGUUACCAAGCAGCACCUGAAGAAAUGCACCUAUCACAAAGUCACCGAYUCCUUAUGCCCUGUGUUUGAACUGGGAUACAUAGUGAAGGAGUCGGGUCAGAAUUUUACCUUYCUGGCUGUUAAGGGUGGAGUGGUGGGCAUUACCAUAGACUGGAACUGUGACCUUGACUGGCCCCUGCGCUACUGCAAACCCAUUUACCAGUUCCAUGGCCUUUACAAUGAUGACAGUAAYGUUUCACCAGGGUUCAACUUCAGAUAUGCCAAAUACUACAAAGAAGACGGGAUGGAAAAGAGGACACUCUACAAGGUGUUUGGGAUCCGGCUUGACAUUUUGGUGAAUGGCAAGGCAGGCAAAUUUGACAUCAUCCCAACCAUGACCACAAUUGGCUCUGGAAUUGGUAUUUUUGGAGUGGCCUCUGUCCUCUGCGACCUGCUCCUGCUGCAUUUUCUCCAUGGACGAGACUAUUACAAGCAGAAGAAAUUCAAAUAUGCAGAACCGGAGCCUUCAAAGUCACAUAAGAAGGAAAAGGAGCCAGACAACACGCAGUGAGAGAAUCCACACUGACAGACAGACCUGCACCCCUCUUCCUCCUCCUCUUCUCUUAAAACUUGGUCGCCAUCCCCAUCACCUCCCUGGGCCAGCCCUAAAACCAGCAGGAGCAGCAUCCAGCACCACCUCAUGGGAAGGUGGUGCCCCGCAGCCAGCCCACAGUCUCUGGUGGGACAUGCCACAAUGCUGUGGAUGGGUCAAACUAAGGGAUCUUGGGGCCCUCUGCCAGCCCUGCUGCAGGGUGCUGGGUCUGCUGCCAUUGCAGGCCCUUCAGAAGGACUCCCACUGCACCUUGCCUGUUCUGCCAGGGUUGUGCCAGGGCAUCUGCACCUGAAGCCCCUGGGGAGAGCACAGCUGCCUCUUCCUUCCCAAAACAUCCUUGGACAGCUCCAAAUUGAGAAGGGGAGGGAAGGAGAGCUGGCAGGAACCAUGCCCAGCCUCUCUCCCUGGGAGAAAAAUGGUUAUUUUGUAAGGAUGUAUUUUAUUAAAAAAACAAAAAAAUAAACCUUUAGUU